Colletotrichum destructivum is the source of this 1681-nucleotide messenger RNA. Its product is annotated as Putative large ribosomal subunit protein uL2. Gene Ontology annotation, biological process: mitochondrial translation. NCBI's taxonomy places the organism in Eukaryota, Fungi, Ascomycota, Sordariomycetes, Glomerellales, Glomerellaceae. Gene Ontology annotation, cellular component: mitochondrial large ribosomal subunit; ribosome. The transcript is spliced from 3 exons. The record is from RefSeq and is a predicted model, not a curated record. Bases 298 to 1464 code for a protein of 388 amino acids. Gene Ontology annotation, molecular function: RNA binding; structural constituent of ribosome; transferase activity.
CUGAUCUCAACCCCAUCCAACACACCUGGGUUCGAAGCGAUUCCCGAGCACGUCAAGGGACCUAUUUUCGAGGAUCAUACGGCCCCUUGAGCCAGCUUUGGUUAAUACUUGGCUCAAUUGAUGAGAUCGACACUUUUCUCACACUCAUUUCUCCCGCUCCGUGUCGUCGCCCUAACUUGUCGAGUUCGCCUUCUCCCACGCCAUGUCGCGCUGACUGGCCUCUCCUGACAACAACCAACCAAUUCGAGCAGGGAGAACAACGUACAUCCGGGGUCUCGAAAACGUUUUAUCGUCAGCAUGUUGCAACCACGAAAGCUGAUGUCGGCCCAGAGGAGCUGCGCAAGCAUUCUGGGCUCGACCGCCUUCCGGGGGCUUGUAAUCAGACAGUAUGCCUCCGCCACGAGAAAAUCUGCCGACAAGCCUGCCUCCGAGAAACCGACAACGACAGCCAGCGAUUUUGCUGCCCCCGGGUCUGCCCCGACCAAAAGCAACGACUCCGUCAUCAUGCGCACCUACAAGCCUCGAACCCCCGGUGUCCGCCAUCUCAAGCGACCCAUCAAUGACCAUCUGUGGAAGGGACGCCCCUUUCUGCCAUUGACUUUUCCCAAGAAAGGUCACGGCAAGGGUGGUCGCAACUCUUCUGGAAAGAUCACCGUCAGACACCGUGGAGGCGGUGCCAAGAGGAGAAUAAGAACCGUCGACUUCAACCGCUGGCUGCCCGGCCCCCAUCUGGUCGAUCGCAUCGAGUACGAUCCGGGGCGUAGUGCUCACAUUGCGCUGCUCACGAAUAAGUCAAAUGGGCGCAAGAGCUACAUUGUUGCGGCCGAGGGUAUGCGCGCUGGUGACGUUGUCCACAGCUACCGUUCAGGCAUCCCCAAGGACCUGCUCGACAGCAUGGGCGGCGUCGUCGAUCCCGGUAUUUUGGCCGCCAAGACUGCCUGGAGAGGUAACUGCCUGCCCAUGCACAUGAUCCCUAUCGGUACCGUGGUUUUCAAUGUUGGCUCAAGGGCCAAGGGCGGUGCUGUUUUCUGCCGCAGUGCUGGCACUUACGCGAUUGUCGUCUCAAAAGAGGAAGAGACCAGGGAUGACGGAACCAAGGUCAUGACGGGCAAGUACGUCAAUGUCCGUCUCCAAAGUGGUGAAAUCCGCAGAGUCAGCAAGGACGCCUGCGCCACCAUUGGAGUUGCCAGCAACCCGCACCACCAAUACAGGCAGCUAGGUAAGGCCGGAAGAAGCAGAUGGCUGAACAUUCGCCCUACUGUUCGUGGCCUUGCCAUGAACUCUGUUGAUCACCCUCACGGAGGUGGACGUGGCAAGUCCAAGGGUAACCGUCACCCGACUAGUCCGUGGGGCACACCGGCCAAGGGAGGGUUCAAGACUCGCCGUAAGCACAACUUCAACAAGUGGGUUGUUGAACCCAGAGUACGCAACAUGGGCCGGAGGAGAGACAAGAGCAGCUCUUAAACUGCUGGCGCAUUUCGAUUGUGGGCCUAGAAGAAGGGGGCUAAACGAUAUAUGUGCCGAGCACGGGAAGAAGAGACUCGAAAUGCUUGUUGUAAAUGUAUGGCAUACAUGUAUUUGUAUCAUAGAGAGGUUUGCGCUGAGCUGUCGACUGAUGAUGGACGCACUCUGCCAAGAUGCCGCAACUGGACUUACUGUAACACCACUUUCUGCACCUGAA